UCUUUCAGUUUCUCUCCUUUGGAUCCUCUUGAUCGGUAUCUAUGGCAACCAUUUCCAAGCUCCCUAACCCCAACCCAACAGCUUCUCUUCCUUUAUCUUUCAAACCCAGAUCUUCUUUUACCCAGAAAUGCUUCCUUGGGUUCCAAACCAAGCCUGGUUUUAACUCAGAGCUGGUUUCCGCUACUUGCUUCUCUUUCACAAGCAACCACCCUUCCAAGGGUCCCUUGGUGGUCAGAUGUUCUGUUGGUGAUGGAAAUGGUACAACAGUGAAGAGGACUACUUUACAUGAUCUUUAUGAAAAAGAAGGGCAGAGUCCAUGGUAUGACAACCUUUGCAGGCCGGUGACCGAUCUGCUUCCGCUUAUCGAAAAUGGGGUUAGAGGUGUUACUAGUAACCCUACGAAUUUCCAGAAAGCUAUAUCGUCUUCGAAUGCUUACAAUGAUCAAUUCAGGGAACUUGUGCAGUCUGGAAAAGAUAUCAAACGUGCAUAUUGGGGGUUGGUUGUGAAGGACAUUCAAGAUGCCUGCAAACUUUUUGAGCCAAUCUAUGAUCAAACAGAUGGAGGAGAUGGUUAUGUUUCCGUCGAGGUUUCUCCUAGACUUGCUGAUGAUGCUGAAGUGACUAUCGAGGCUGCCAAACUUCUUCAUAAAGCGGUCGAUCGUCCCAAUGUGUACAUCAAGAUCCCUGCGACAGCACCAUGCAUUCCUUCGAUCAAGGAAGUUAUUGCAAAGGGCAUAAGCGUGAACAUCACUCUCAUAUUCUCGCUUGCUAGAUAUGAAGCUGUCAUCGAUGCUUACUUGGAUGGCCUUGAGGCAUCCGGGCUGAGUGAUCUCUCUAGGGUUACAAGUGUAGCUUCCUUCUUUGUCAGUCGGGUAGACACCCUCAUUGACAAAAUGCUUGAAAAGAUUGGAACACCAGAAGCCCUUGAUCUCCGAGGAAAGGCCGCGGUAGCUCAAGCAGCUCUGGCAUACCAGCUCUACCAGAAGAAAUUUUCCGGUCCAAGCUGGGAGGCUUUAGUGAAGAAGGGAGCCAAGAAACAGAGGUUGCUGUGGGCCUCUACUAGUGUAAAGAACCCUGCCUACCCCGACACCCUAUACGUCGAUCCUCUUAUUGGUCCUGACACGGUUUCAACCAUGCCGGACCAAGCUCUCCAAGCCUUUAUAGAUCACGGCACAGUUUCGAGGACAAUUGACGUGAAUGUCUCUGAAGCCGAAGGCAUCCAUAGUGCACUUGAGAAGUUGGGGAUCGACUGGGCCUACGUUGGCUCACAGCUGGAAGAAGAGGGAGUGGAGUCAUUCAAGAAGAGCUUCGACAGCCUUCUCGACACCCUGCAAGAGAAAGCAAACUCUCUUAAAUCGGUUAGCAUGUAAAAAAAAAACCCCCGUUCUAAUAUGGUGGUUGAGCUAUUACAAGUGAA
Hibiscus syriacus is the source of this 1417-nucleotide messenger RNA. RefSeq names its product transaldolase-like. Gene Ontology annotation, molecular function: transaldolase activity. The transcript has 7 exons. Gene Ontology annotation, biological process: pentose-phosphate shunt; carbohydrate metabolic process. The record is from RefSeq and is a predicted model, not a curated record. Bases 42 to 1370 code for a protein of 442 amino acids. Gene Ontology annotation, cellular component: cytoplasm; intracellular anatomical structure. NCBI's taxonomy places the organism in Eukaryota, Viridiplantae, Streptophyta, Magnoliopsida, Malvales, Malvaceae.